GCUCUUUCCAGAAUGGAAAUCUAAAACAAUGAUUUGCCUUCUACUCUAGUUUUCAGCAAGAUUUCUACUACAAUGACACUGAUGGGUACUUGGUUUUUGGGGGCAGUGGAUACGUGCCAGGAAUUAAAGGAUAUUUUGGAUCAGUGAAAUACUACCGUCUCAACAACUUAGAGACCAGAAGGUUUGUUCAUCCAUUCUCCAACAGAGACAUUUCGGAGAGAAUUGAGAUGUUCUAUCAGGAACGUGCUAAUAUCCAGAGUGGAGUAACUAAUCAUGGGUUCUCACUGCAAUAUUUUGAAGAAAACCAACAGUGCCCCCUUAACAACUAUUACUUGGAACUGAGCAACAAAUACAGGAGCUCUCUGAAGUCUGUUGCUUCGGAUUGGGAGAAAGGACUGAGAGGAAAAAAUCACAGCAUGCUUGAAGAAAUGAAAGACACAACUCCACAGUUUCCAGAAGUAUCCCAACCCAAGAAGGAUCUAGCAUUCCAAAUUGGACGCAGGUUGUUCGAGGCGGCUGCUCGAAACCUGUCACGAAUGGAUGGCUUACUCUAUAUCAACUCCUCCAUUUUGGCCCUGAGGGAUGCCAGCCAUUGUGGAUAUUCCAGAGCUUCUUAUGUUCUUGGUGUCAUCUUCGAAAUUGGACUAGGUAUAUCUCCAGACCCACUUCAGGGAUUGCUCUACAGCUUGGUUGCAGCUCAGGAAGGGGACCGGCUGGCUUUGAUGAAUCUUGGCUACAAGCACUACCGGGGGGUUAGUAAUUAUCCCCAGGAUCUUGAGGUCUCCUAUGCUUACUAUAGUGACGUGGCUCUAAAGACACCCCGUGAUCAACAAUCCGGAGGAAGAGAUCAGGCCUUGGUUGAAGCAAUCAGACUUCAGGAUGAUGAGUUACUAAAAGCCUUGGCCAAAGAAAAUGGGGAUAUUUUCAUGUGGUUGAAACAUGAAGCAGUAAGAGGAGAUUCGGCUGCACAGCAACGUCUGGGACAGAUGCUUUUCUGGGGCCAGCAAGGAGUAGAAAAAAAUAUAAGGAAAGCUGUGGAAUGGUAUGCAAAGGGUGCUUUAGAAAAUGAAGACCCAGUCUCUUUAUUUGACUAUUCCAUUGUGUUAUUCAAGGGCCAAGGGGUAAAAAGGAACCGACGUCUUGCUUUCCAGCUGAUGAAAAAGGCCUCUUCAAAGGGAUUCCCCCAGGCAGUCAACGGCCUUGGCUGGUAUUAUCACACCUUUAAAAGAGAUUAUGCCAAAGCAGCCAAAUAUUGGCUAAAAGCCGAAGCCAUGGGUAGUCCAGAGGCCACCUUCAACCUUGGGGUUUUGCAUUUAGAUGGACUGUAUCCAGGAACGACGGGUAGAAAUCGGACUGCUGCGGCUGGGUAUUUCUAUAAAGCCGCAGAAAAAGGUAAUAUGGAAGGGACUCUGCACUGCUCCCAGUUUUACAUUACAGGAAAUCUACCAAGCUUCCCCAGGGAUCCGGAAAAGGCAGUACUGUAAGUAAGGAGAAAGGAGAAACAAUUGCAAAAAAAAAUAUUACUUGGUUGACCCUAAUCUGUAUUAGGUGGUUAGUAUGAUCUUUUUGCAUGCGGUUUUCCUAUUUGGGAUUCCAUGCGAGCUAGGGAUUGUCAGAAGCUCUGCAGGAGCUCUUGGUAAUUAGAUAAAUAAAGAAGCAUCCCUGUUUUGAACUUCAUACUCCAUACAACAUUAGAAGUGGUAGGAAUUCUCACAUACCAUGGUUACUUAACUUCCCCCUCCUCCUCCUCUUCUCCUUUCUGGCACAUCCUCCUCUUUCCUAUGGUAUGUUGGAAUGAUCUUGUUAGUCAUCAUCCUCACACAACCACACAUGUCAUCCAUUUCAUUUCUUCUUCUU
Notechis scutatus (mainland tiger snake) is the source of this 1857-nucleotide messenger RNA. Lineage: Eukaryota; Metazoa; Chordata; Lepidosauria; Squamata; Elapidae. The record is from RefSeq and is a predicted model, not a curated record.